GUGCCAGCGGAGCCCUGCUCCUUCUUAAGCGCCCGCCAGUCAAGCCCGGGCCAGACGGCCAGCCAGCCGGCGCCCCUAGCGCGGCCACCUGUCCCCCGGAGCCCGGCCGCUGCCACCGCUCCCUCCAUGGCCGACCAGCUGACAGAGGAACAGGUGGCCGAGUUCAGGGAGGCCUUCUGCCUGUUCGACAAGGACGGGGACGGCGCCAUCACCACCCAGGAGCUGGGCACCGUCAUGCGGUCCCUGGGCCAGAACCCCACGGAGGCCGAGCUCCGGGACAUGGUGGGCGAGAUCGACCGUGACGGCAACGGCUCCGUGGACUUCCCCGAGUUCCUGGGCAUGAUGGCCCGGCAGCUGAGGGGCCGGGACAGCGAGGAGCAGAUCCGGGAGGCCUUCCGCGUGUUCGACAAGGACGGCAACGGCCUGGUGAGCGCGGCCGAGCUGCGGCACGUGAUGACCAGGCUCGGGGAGAAGCUGAGCGACGACGAGGUGGACGAGAUGAUCCGGGCCGCCGACGUGGAUGGGGACGGCCAGGUCAACUACGAGGAGUUCGUGCACAUGCUGGUCUCCAAGUGAGGGGCCGCCCGGCCUGGCCGAGGGCUCUGCCUCCGGCUCGGGCGGGAACCUCGGCCUGCCAUCGCUUCCUGCACCCCUCCCGCCCGCCUGGGCUCUGCUUCUCCCCCGCCCGGGUGAUUCCACCCCGCUUCCUGCACCCCACUCUGUCCCCUUCUCUGCUGCCGACCCUCCCCCGGCCUCUUCUCAGCCGGAAUGACACGGGCCACCCCCGAGCCCAGCAAACGCCAGGUGCGUCUGAAACUCAGGGGUAGCAGUGACGUCACUGCCCUGACGGUGACCUGGGAAGGGCGCAGCGUGGCGUCACAGAGCCCUCUGGGCUGGGA
Lynx canadensis (Canada lynx) is the source of this 899-nucleotide messenger RNA. RefSeq names its product calmodulin-like protein 3. Lineage: Eukaryota; Metazoa; Chordata; Mammalia; Carnivora; Felidae. The coding region runs from base 127 to 576 and encodes 149 amino acids. The transcript has a single exon. The record is from RefSeq and is a predicted model, not a curated record. Gene Ontology annotation, molecular function: enzyme regulator activity; calcium ion binding.